Molecule: messenger RNA, 429 nt
Organism: Prunus armeniaca (apricot)
Lineage: Eukaryota; Viridiplantae; Streptophyta; Magnoliopsida; Rosales; Rosaceae
Source: the annotation of a GenBank genome assembly
AUGAAGAGAGGAGCAGUAUUUCAGUUCUGCUGUCUUGUGUUCUUCCUAGGGCUAGCAUCUGUUGCCCGUGGUGACUCGUCGGCCACACCUGGUAAAAAAUAUUUCAUCCGCAUUGUCAACAACCUUGACAACAAACAGCUGGCCUUCGUAUGUAAAUCCGCAGAUGAUGUCAUUUCGCAUAGUCUUCCUCAUCGCGGGGAUCAGUUUGAAUUCGGAUUUCGUGUGAAUUUCUUUGGCACCACCCUUUACUUCUGCAAUUUAAAGUACCAGAACCACCAAGUAGUUUUUGAUGCAUGGAAACUUGAUAAACAACUUUUGAGACUGUGUGGUGGUGGAGUCCAUUGCAUAUGGAGAGCGCAGGAAGAUGGGAUUUACUUGUUUAACACCCAAUGGGGAAAUUGGUUAAGGAAGUACGUUUGGAACAAUUAA